Brachypodium distachyon (stiff brome) is the source of this 1638-nucleotide messenger RNA. RefSeq lists its product as uncharacterized. Lineage: Eukaryota; Viridiplantae; Streptophyta; Magnoliopsida; Poales; Poaceae. The record is from RefSeq and is a predicted model, not a curated record. The transcript has a single exon. Bases 177 to 1409 code for a protein of 410 amino acids.
GUUCAGUUUCUCUGUCCAAGCAGAAACUUGAGACUUUGAAGUACACGUUUCUCGCUAGUUGCCAAUUCAACACGCUGAGCAUUGAAUAUUGGCACGCGAAGAAAAAAGUGUCACCACUUAAACUAGGAUGGAGCUAAUGCUCGUAAAGGUGGACUGAUUUACCAAAGCCAAGACCCAUGGCCGAAAUACUAGGAUCCGCGGUUGCAAGUGAGUCCGUGAGCAAAAUUUUCUCGAUCCUAUCCGGUAACCCGAGGGAACCUGGGAGCGAAGAGGACAACGCCGAGAGGUUGGAGUUUGCAGUGCUGAAGAUCCACAGCGUUGUGGCCAUUUCCGAGGACUGGCAGGUGCUCCACCAGCCAUUGCUCAACUGGAAGGCGAGGCUCAAGUGCUUGGCCAAGGAAGGCGACGCCAUGCUCCGCGCCUACAAGAUGAGAUCUUCGAGGAACAAGUCUACUUCCGUUGGCAAGCGCGUUACUGGAGCGGCGAAACGCUUCCUGCCUUUUCGCCGCAGCGUCGCCGACGACAACGAUCCGAACGAUGCGGCGGUGCGGAGGUUCGAGAGGCUAGCAAACAGCGCGGACGAGUUCUUCCGGUACGUGCAGCUUGGCGGCCGCCCGAAGAGCUUGCUGGUGGCCUGCUUCAGAAUUCCCACACAAGAACUACUCGCUGGCAGGACACUUGAGGUCUCCAUGAGGAAAGGCACCGAGGAGGCCCUCCUCUUGCUUCACCCGUGCGAAAUGGUCGAAGCGGGUGGGCCGAAGGAGAUCGUUCUCUUCCUCUCCUGCGACGACACUACGGGGACGGCGUGGGAGAAGAACGUGAAGCUCUCCGUUGUGUUCCAACUGACUGAGCAUGCUAAAGAUAUCUUGGGCAUCGUCAUGUCCUCCUUGGAGCUCCUGCCUCCCCAAUUCGGUGCCGCCUGUGUAACCAUAAGGGAACUCGCCAGGAACAUGCUCACGCAGGAUUCACCUUGUCGCAACGCGUCGGCGAUGUCGGUGUGGUCCGGCGCCACGGCCUGGAAGUGUCACCGUUAUUCCACGGACAAGGGAUUUCUCAAUGGCAACACGCAGCUGCCCUUCCCUAUAAUACGAGUUGCCAUCCUCAGCUUCGCCUUGCCGCAGAACGAUUCAUCCGACAGAGCUGCGGAUCACGGCAUGCCUCUCAAAUUGAUGGGCCAUGUCGCUCCCGGCCUUGUCCCCGAGAGGUACUCCCAUCAAUACCAGCUGAUCGAGGUGGAGACGCUGCAAAAAUUGUUGCCUGCCGUAACAGACGAAGGAGCGGUUGCGUGCAAAGGGUUUUGGUGGUGUCCUCGUAGCUCCACGUAUUUGUCAGUGGUACCGGAGCUGUCGAUGCCACCGCCCACGCUGAAGCAGUUGUACUUAAUGGAAAACUCUGAGGGCGCAGUGUAAUUCUAGCAGAAGCACCAUCACCGACGGCAGCAGCAGUGACUAAUUUCUGGGUAGCAUUUUUCUUACUUCAAUCUGACAGUAAGUUGUAUAUCCUUGGUUCCUGGUCAACGAGUCAUGAAUUCUCACAAAAAACACCGGUUCCUGAUUUGCAAACAAGGAGAUAUGCUUUUAUGUUUAAAUAGCCAUAUGAUAUAAACUAAAGAGAUAAGUGUCCUUUUGGUGCUAACUA